Messenger RNA from Aureococcus anophagefferens, 2076 nucleotides. RefSeq lists its product as hypothetical. The coding region runs from base 1 to 2076 and encodes 691 amino acids. Lineage: Eukaryota; Pelagophyceae; Pelagomonadales; Pelagomonadaceae. The record is from RefSeq and is a predicted model, not a curated record. Gene Ontology annotation, cellular component: Golgi membrane; endoplasmic reticulum membrane. Gene Ontology annotation, biological process: transmembrane transport. Gene Ontology annotation, molecular function: 3'-phosphoadenosine 5'-phosphosulfate transmembrane transporter activity. The transcript has 7 exons.
AUGUCCCACGCGCCGGCGCUGCGCGCGCUGGCCGCCGUCGCGGCGUUGCUCGCGGCCUUCGUCCGCGCGCGGCUCGCGGCCCUCGAGUUCGCGGCCGAGGCGGCGCCGCCCGUGCGGCGCCUCGCGCCGCCGCGGCGCGCGCGGCUCUCGAACGCGUCGCUCGCGGAGACGCUGCCGCUCGGCGGCGUCGACUCGCUGGCGCCCUCGGCGUCGGCGCUCUUCGCGGGCCUGAGCGACGGCCGCGUCGUCCGCGUCGUCCGCGACGGCGACCGCGGCGUCGUCGUCGACGUCGUCGCCCGCUGCGGCGCCGUCGACCGCGAGCAGAGCCCGGCCGAGGCCGCGCGCGACUGCGGGACGCCGGGCUCCCAGCGGCGCUGCGGCCGGCCCCUGGGGCUCUUCCUCGCGCCGCGGUCCGCGGUCUUUAAGGCCGGCGGCCCGACCGACGACGACGCCGACGACGACGACGUGCUCUUGAUCGCGGACGCGUACAAGGGCCUCCUCGCCGUCGCGCGGCCGCACGGCCGCGCGCCGUCGCUGUCGCGCCUCGGCGCCGCGACGUACCUCAACGACGCGACGCCGUGCGGCCGCGUCUUCGCCACGGAGACGUCGACGGUGCACGGCCGCCGCGUCGACGCCUACGAGGACUUUGGGCGCGCGAGGCGCGGCCGCCUCCUCGAGCUCCGGGGCGGAGCGCUCGUCGCCGCCGCGGAGGGCCUCCGCGCGCCGACGGGCCUCGCGGUGGCCCACGGCAACGCGAGCCUGCUCGUCGUCUGCGGCGACGAGAUCCUCCGCUACGACCUCGCGACGGGCCGCGCGGACGCGACGGGCGCGGUCGACACCUUCGCGGCGGGGCUCCCGGGCUUCGGCGCGCGGCUCCGGCCGCGGCCUGUGCCGCGGCUCGCCACGCCCGGGGGCGAGCCGCGGACCUGCUACUGGCUCGCGAUCCCCGCGCCCCACGUCGGGUGGCACGCGGCCUACGCGCUCGCCGCGUACCCGCGCGUCCGGAGCCUCCUCGUGUCCCUGGCGCCCUACGCGGUCCUCGAGCGCCUCGCGAGCCCCGCGCGCCACGGCUUCGUCCUCGUCCUCUUCGCCGACGGCGCGCCGCUGGACUCCUACGAGGACCCGACGGGCCUCGUGGUCUCGCGCGUCUCCGACGCCGCGGCCUUCGGCGGCGACGUUUACUUCGCCUCGCCGUCGUCCGUCGUGCUCACGCGCGUCCCCGCGGCCAAGGCGGACAAGGCGCUGCUGGAGAAGCCCGGGUCCUUCGCCGAGGAGCCCGAGUCGUUCCGGGCCAAGGGCCUCAAGCUCGCCGCGUGCUUCGUCGGGCUCCAGGGGUCCUACGUGACCUGGGGCUUCAUCCAGGAGAAGGUCAUGACGCAGCGCUACGACACGGGCAUGUUCCCGUCCACGGUCUUCCUCGUCUGCGCGAACCGCGCGCUCGCGCUCGUCGUCGCUGGCGCGCUCAUGACGUACAAGUCGCGCGUGCUCCGGCAGCCCGCGCCGCGCGCGCCCUUCUACCAGUUCAGCCCCUGCUCCAUCUCCAACAUCGUGUCCUCCUGGGCCCAGUACGAGUGCCUCAAGUACGUGUCGUUCCCGACGCAGACGCUCUUCAAGUCGUCCAAGGUCAUCCCCGUCAUGCUCGUGGGCAAGUUCUUCCACAAGAAGAACUACCCCUGGAUCGAGUACGUCGAGGCCGUCGGCAUCACGCUGGGCGUGGCCCUCUUCAUGCUCACGGAGAAGGCGAAGAAGGGCGGCGGCGACGGCGCGGGCGACUCCGUGCUCGGCGUCCUGAUCCUGUCGGUCUACGUCUUCUGCGACUCCUUCACGUCGCAGUGGCAGGACCGCGUCUACAAGACCUACCACGUGGACCAGUACGCCAUGAUGUUCGGCGUCAACUUCUUCUCGCUCGCGUUCACGGCCUGCAACCUCCUCGCGACGGGCGAGAUGGGCGAGAGCCUCGCGUUCCUCGCGACGAACGAGGCCGCGCUCGUCAACGUGCUCACGCUGUCCUUCACGUCGGCCACGGGCCAGCUCUUCAUCUUCUACACCAUCAAGAACCCCGAGCGGGGUGAUUAG